Molecule: messenger RNA, 1547 nt
Organism: Ornithodoros turicata
Lineage: Eukaryota; Metazoa; Arthropoda; Arachnida; Ixodida; Argasidae
Exons: 8
Coding region: 143-1483 (446 amino acids)
Molecular function (GO): protein binding
Source: RefSeq, a predicted model, not a curated record
UGCACGUGAAGUGAUACUGACUCUCGUGGACGAAGAGGACGAAGACGCUUGUGGAACCUGAAACUAGCCUGUCGUCGAACUGACUGUCCCAGGAACCAUUAUCGGUCAAUAAUAACACCAGGCGGCGUCUGAUUGCAAAAUUAUGCGCGUAAUAUUCGUAACAUUUAUUUGCCUGUCGUCAUUACCCUGGCACGACAGCGUGUCCAGCGUGUUCGAAGUGCACGAAUUCAUGUUCAUGAACAAAUCAAUACUGUACUUGUGGAAACGUGGAGCAUCUCCAAUGACUGAACGGUUCUGCCUGUGCUACGGGCACUCCCAUGCCAUGACUCACCACUUCAUGGGCUACAACUGCUCAAGGCGUCGCAAGGGUUCCUGGUGCCACCUGGACCAUACCCGUCCAGGGUUACAUCGCACUACCACAGGUUGUCUUGGAAAGUUUCAGCAGUACGAGUUUUCCCUGCAGCAAUAUCCAACGACGCUGAACACACCAACCACUGCCCCGUCAGCAAUUGAAUGCAGGGCCGUCGACAAUACAACUACAGACGUCGUUGGAGAAUUUCCUGGCGACACUAACUUUACCUUCUGUAGCAUAAACCUCUGCAAGAGCUGCACCGGUGGAUUCAGCAACUACACCUACUGCACCAACCUGUGGACAAGGGAUCCACGUCUCCGGUUCCAGGCCAUCACCGAUACAGACUUCUCCAUUGGAGUAAAAUGGAACAACACUCACGCACGCAACCAAAGCCUCGUGGCGUUAGUUUGUGCCUCUGAAGGCAACUGCCACACUAGCUGUUUUCUGGAGACCGUUCCAGGUGCCAAAGGAGAAUAUCUGGUGCCCACGGAUCUAUGGCGCUUUAAAGUGGCACUUUGGGUCCAUCGAUCGGAUGGGGUGGCCAUUUACCAGAAAAACUUCCGCAGCAAGAGGCUAGCUCCAGACAAGCCCUGCUUUUGGACAAGUGCACUGAAGAGCUGGACAGAAGUUCGCUUGUACUGGUGGCCUCAUGACGAGUCUUCCCAUGGUUACACCGUCUCUUGGUGUGAGGACUUCGAUUUAGCGGAGUGGUUCUUUGCCAUUGGUCUGGUCAUGCCUCCAAAUACCAACAACAGCAAGUGCUCGAUUAACGUCAAGAUACCUUCAGCAACUGUUCGGCACCUGCAACCCUUCAAGAGAUACCAGUUUCGCGUGAUGGCAUACCGGUGGACCGACUCUAAUCAUACAGAGCGCCUUUUCAGCAGACCUCUUAUCACUGAUAGCAUCAUAAUGAUUAAUCCGUCAUUCAUGCCAUUUUUCGUGGUGCUGGGUGUGCUUGGGAUGUCCAUCUUGAUCGCUGUUGUGUUCUUACUCAGCAAGCUUCCUCUAAGAAGGACCAGACCCGCAGCGCGGGAACCACCUGUUAUACAGGUUCAGCGCCGAGCUAUCUAUCACAGACCACCUCAGCUACCUCCUGUUAUUCUAAGAAGGCACUCUAGAGGAGAUUUCUAGCUAUUGCCAGCAUAUAUAUAUAUAUAUAUAUAUAUAUAGAUGGAGUAAAAGAUUUUUCUACCUG